This is a messenger RNA of Dermochelys coriacea (leatherback sea turtle), 6304 nucleotides long. RefSeq names its product phosphatidylinositol 4-kinase beta (gene PI4KB). The record is from RefSeq and is a predicted model, not a curated record. Bases 397 to 2835 code for a protein of 812 amino acids. Gene Ontology annotation, cellular component: cytoplasm; membrane. The transcript is spliced from 12 exons. NCBI's taxonomy places the organism in Eukaryota, Metazoa, Chordata, Testudines, Dermochelyidae. Gene Ontology annotation, biological process: phosphatidylinositol phosphate biosynthetic process; phosphatidylinositol-mediated signaling. Gene Ontology annotation, molecular function: 1-phosphatidylinositol 4-kinase activity.
AGCACCCCCCCCCGCGAGGAGGAGGGUAGGGGGGGUCCCUCGUGAGCGGGCGGGAAGGGGACUCUGGGGCUUGGUAAUUUUUGGGGCGCCUCUGCCCGUCCCUGUGGGGGGGGGGUGUGUGUGUGAAGGCCCCUCAGGCGGCGCGGCGGGCAGCCCCGGAGCUGGGGCCUGCUGCUGUGCGGAGGCUGCGGCGGCUGCUGCCGGCGGGUCCCGGCCGGGGAGGGAGCCGCGUCCCCCGCCGGCAGCUGAUUAGAAUCAUCUCUGGGAAUCCACUUGAGUCCGCAUUGUCAAAGAUGAAUAGCUCGAUCAUAUUUGUGUGCAUGCAUUCAAGGAGGGAGAAGCUGCCGUGUUGGAUAUGAUUGCACCAGCUUUGAAGCGUGCAGACCUGCCACUGCUAUGGGUGACGCUAUUGUAGACGCAGCCCCUGGGACAGCGUUGGAUCAGUCAUCCGGCCCAGUGCUUCAGGGAAAUGGAGGGACUCCUCUCAGCGUCAUCAGAGAAGGCGUUGGGGAGUUGGCGGUUAUCGACCCUGAGGUGGCGAAGAAAGCCUGUGAAGAGGUCCUGGAGAAAGUCAAGCUGAUGCAUGGGGUCUCCUCAGACAGCGUGGCUAAAUCAGAUGAUGGCAACGAAACGGAGAGUGCUCCACGGACCAACCUGGAACUAGCCAACGGAGACAUCAGAGAUGGCUGUGAAAUCAAAUGCUUGGACGACCCACCCAGCUCGCCUUCCAGGAUCCAGGAGGAGGACGAGACCAUGGCCAACACAGUGAAAAGUGCCCGGAGGCGGCAAAAGAACAACUCGGCUAAGCAGUCCUGGCUGCUCCGGCUCUUUGAAUCCAAACUCUUUGAUAUCUCCAUGGCCAUUUCAUACUUGUACAAUUCAAAGGAGCCGGGGGUACAAGCUUAUAUUGGAAAUAGGUUGUUUUGCUUUAGGAACGAGGAUGUGGACUUCUACCUGCCACAGCUUCUAAACAUGUACAUCCAUAUGGAUGAAGAUGUUGGCGAUGCUAUCAAACCCUACAUUGUGCACCGCUGUCGGCAAAGCAUCAACUUUUCCCUCCAGUGUGCUCUGCUGCUGGGUGCCUACUCCUCGGACAUGCACAUCUCAACUCAGCGACACUCCCGUGGGACCAAGCUGCGGAAGCUCAUCCUCUCUGAUGAGUUGAAGCCAGCUCACAAAAAGAGGGAGCUGCCGUCUCUGAACCCAGUGCCUGACAUGGGGUUGUCACCUUCCAAAAGGACUCACCAGCGGUCCAAAUCGGACGCCACAGCUAGCAUCAGCCUGAGCAGCAAUUUGAAACGGACCGCCAGCAAUCCCAAAGUCGAGAGCGAGGAUGAGCCUGUCAGACUUGCCCCAGAGAGAGAAUUCAUCAAAUCCCUGAUGGCCAUUGGAAAGAGACUAGCCACUUUGCCCACCAAAGAGCAGAAGACUCAGCGUCUUAUCUCGGAGCUGUCUUUACUUAACCAUAAGCUACCGGCACGCAUCUGGCUUCCCACAGCUGGCUUUGACCAUCAUGUGGUGCGGGUGCCCCACACCCAGGCGGUGGUGCUCAACUCCAAGGACAAGGCACCCUAUUUAAUUUACGUUGAAGUACUUGAAUGUGAAAAUUUUGACACCACUAACGUGCCAGCCCGGAUCCCAGAGAACCGCAUCCGGACCACGAGGUCUGCGGAGAACCUGCCAGAAUGUGGGAUCACUCAUGAGCAGAGGGCCAGCAGCUUCACCACCGUUCCCAACUAUGACAACGAUGAUGAAGCCUGGUCUGUGGAUGAUAUUGGGGAACUGCAGGUGGAGCUUCCAGAGAUGCACACCAACAGCUGUGACAAUAUUUCCCAGUUCUCUGUGGACAGCAUCACCAGCCAAGAGAGCAAAGAGCCUGUGUUCAUAGCAGCUGGUGAUAUUAGACGGCGCCUCUCGGAGCAGCUUGCACACACCCCAACAGCUUUCAGGAGAGACCCUGAGGAUCCGUCAGCUGUUGCCCUGAAGGAGCCCUGGCAGGAGAAAGUCAGGCGGAUCAGGGAAGGUUCCCCUUAUGGCCAUCUUCCAAACUGGCGCCUCCUCUCCGUGAUUGUAAAAUGCGGAGAUGACCUCAGGCAAGAGUUGCUAGCGUUCCAGGUCCUUAAACAACUGCAGUCUAUUUGGGAGCAGGAACGCGUGCCCUUGUGGAUCAAGCCAUACAAAAUCCUCGUCAUCUCCGCAGACAGUGGCAUGAUCGAGCCGGUCGUCAACGCAGUGUCCAUCCACCAAGUCAAGAAACAAUCCCAGCUCUCGCUGCUGGACUACUUCCUCCAGGAGCAUGGCAACUACACGACUGAAGCAUUUCUGACUGCCCAGAGGAAUUUUGUGCAGAGCUGUGCUGGCUACUGCCUGGUGUGCUACCUGCUACAGGUCAAAGACAGGCACAAUGGCAAUAUAUUGCUGGAUGCAGAUGGACACAUCAUCCAUAUAGAUUUUGGGUUCAUUCUCUCCAGCUCCCCCAGGAACCUUGGCUUCGAGACAUCUGCCUUCAAGCUCACGUCGGAGUUCGUUGAUGUCAUGGGUGGUCUGGAUGGUGAUAUGUUUAACUACUACAAGAUGCUGAUGCUUCAAGGCCUCAUCGCUGCCCGAAAGCACAUGGAUAAAGUCGUGCAGAUUGUGGAGAUAAUGCAGCAAGGUUCUCAGCUGCCCUGUUUCCAUGGCUCCAGUACCAUCCGCAACCUGAAGGAGCGUUUCCACAUGAACAUGACAGAAGAGCAGCUGCAGAUGCUCAUUGAACAGAUGGUGGACGGCAGCAUGCGGUCAAUCACCACCAAGCUCUAUGAUGGCUUCCAGUACCUCACCAAUGGCAUCAUGUGACAGCUGCGCCCCUACCACCAACUCAGGAUGGCUUUUGCCGCAGCCACAGUGCCCAGCUGGAGACCUGCCACCUGGCCGAGGGAAAAGGUCUUGCCCCCUGUGGUGAAAGGAGCCGAGCAGUAGCAUCUCCCGGAUGCUUGGUUUAUCAGACUUGCAAGCCACCACCAACAAAAAAACAGUGUUCAGAGAAGCAAAAUCCACGUGUGAAAUUGACUAAAACAAAAAGGAUCAUGUGACAACCAUUGCGAUCACGUUUAAUGUGACCGCGGGGUCCAGGCGUUUGUGAGACAAAGCCAUCAGUGCUCUGUGGACAACAGAGAAUUUGCUAGACACCAGAACCAUGUGUACAUCAGUUCCUCCCACCUUUAUUUCAGUAUUAUGCCUGUUGAUGUCCUGUGAACUCUUCCACGAUCUCAUAAACGUUUAGGGCCUGGGGUGGAGGGGGCCAAAACCAUCCUUCUCCCUGAGUCUGGAAUUUGCCGAUAUUUUGAGCCUUCUGCUAGCACCACUUGAAUGCAGUUGAGGUGAAUCCCCAUCAGCCCCCAACUCUGCAUGUUCUUGUACAGCAUUCUCAGCAUUAUUUGACUCUCCUGAUGUUGGUUUGGCUUUUUUCACCCUUUGCACAUUUUAAUGUAAGUUUAAGUUGCAAGUUAAACAACAAACGUGUCUUGAGAUCAUAGGUCACUAGACACAACCCAUGUAGCACAGUCUUAACCUUCUGGAGCAUAGGGUUAUUAGGGCUUAGAUCUUUUUGUUUCCUUUCAUCCACGUCUCUCAUAGUCUGGCCAUGCAACGGCAUGCCCGUCUGUCUGUCUUUGGGCACCUUUUUGACUUUGUUCCACAAAUCUGGGGCUGUGAAGCUUUCCCCUGCAAUAAUAUCAGACUUCAUGCUUCAUGGGUUUGUGUCACCCUGAAUGUCUUGUCCUUGGCUGAUGAUCCCGGUGAUGCAGUAGCCUGGCCCUGAACUUGCACCGCCUUGAACUCAGCAGCAGGGCUGCAUGUUGCUUUGUGUGUGGUAUCCGCACAGGGGUUAUAUUUCCGUGGAUGAUGAUGUUUUUACAUCUACCUGGAUCGGACCUCUAUAUGCAGAAUGUUCCCCUGGAGGUUAUAACCUGUCCCAUCCCCCCUCGGUGGUGUACUUUGGAGUGAGCCAAGUUUCAUGGCUCCCAGGGAGCGAGGCAAAAUGUGGACUGAUGUUGCUAGUUCUCUCCCUAGGGUAACUGAAGGCUAGUCUAGGCUUAUCCAUCUUACCUUGCUUACAUCUUACCUAGCUAGAGUUCAGGAGACGGGUUGAUUUUUAGUUUUGCAGCAAGCAGGGCAUAGCUAGUGCCUUUUUUCAGUUUUAAGUAAAGAAGUGAUCGUGCUAAUUUUUCAUCCCCAGAAACAGGUCAAAAGCAGAUGCUGACAAGCACAAAGUUGCAAAGAACCAGUAGAACGCAGCUGUAAGUGCAGGCUGUUUGGCAUAUAGAUCCAGGGCACGGAAAUAACUCUAUGCUGGGCUGAUUUCAUUUUUAAAACUCCCUUUCCGCUACUGUCUGGCUGAGAACAUCUGUACUUUAUAAAGAGCAACAAAGUUUGAUUUGUUGAAGUUUCUCCAUUUCUGUACGUUAAUAUAACUCUAUUCACACACAAGUCCUUUCCCUUUUCCUCUCUCCCCUCAGUGUAUUCAGACUUCCUGCAGCUGCUGAUCAGAUGGUGGAAUCCCCUACUACCUGAGUGUGUGUGAUUUGUUACCUCAGUCCUGGUCUCCUCCAACCCCCAUUGUCUCCUGUAUGUGGACUCUCAUGUUAAUAGGUGUUUGUUUAGUGCUACUUUGCCAUGUUGAUUAUUUAGCCUUUUUUUGAACUGUAUUUUAACAUUAUGGGAUAGAGGUUUCUGGCAGGAAGAGGCAAUAUUUCCAAGUUUUGCAACCAGAAGUUCAAACCACUGCGUAUGCUCCUGCAGCCCAACCGAUGAACAGCAACCUAGGCUUCACUGUCUCCCAAUUGCAAUUAAAACAUACAGGUCGUGGGGGGCAUAAUCUUCUGUCACUUCCUGAUCUCAAAACUGGUUAUUCUUGUUACCAGUUUGGAAAUGGAUUGGCAAAAUGUAAGGUAUGGCUUUUUACUGUCCACUGAAGGAAUUAUGAAAGGUCUGAAACAUUGACUUUGCAAGGAGUGGAGAAAGCUUGGGUAGCAAUAUGCUGAUCCUUGCAGGUGGGAAUAGAAAAGGACCUAGCACUAGUUUCAUUACAAAAAAAACACUAACCUAGUUGCUUUUGUCUGUUCGUCUGUUCCAUUUUUUAAUUUUUCCCUUUAAGUUCCUCCUUGUAACUGCUCUUGUGACCCAGCUGUUCCCGGAGCAGCCAGCAGGGGCUCGGAAAAGGGGCCGCAGAUUUUAAGGAACAAUCUGAAUUUCUGUGGGAAAGACCCAGCAUUGCAGGGCCAGAGGGGUGGAGCUAGAAAUGAUAGAAUUGUUUGGAUGAUCACUGUGUGGGGCGGAAUGGUAUCACUCUAAUAUAAGGACAAAAAGUAACUAUGAAUGUCGGAAAAAUGAGUGAUAUUUGUCACAUGUUGUAGCUUACAAGCAGAUUUGCAGGCUGCUGUGUUGAAUGUGGUUACACUUCUAUAAUCCACUUGGCAGUGGUAAUUGUGAGGGUAGCAAUUAUUUGUAGGAGUAGCUCAUGACGUGUUGGUCAUUUUGGCUACUACUGAGUUUCAGAGCAGAGAAAGGAUCAUUUUAAAACUUUGCAAUUGGCUUGUUUUUUUGGUGGGGAUCACUGGGAUUUAACUUUUGGGUCAAAUUUAGGCUUAGUUUACUCAUUUAUAUGUCACUUAGCAGCCUGUUGAAUUGUCAGAAAACUGCUUUAGUUGCUAACUUCGUGUUUCAGCUCCUGCCGCGACUCAAGUUUGUUUGGCUGUAAAAAGCCCUGAGAAGACGCUUCAAAUGACUCCAUCUUGCUUUUUAGCUUCCCCCUCUGCAUUUAUCCUGACGUGGAAAUGAACUGCAACCAAGUUCCGCUUUAAUGUAGCAAAUAGCAUACGGAUCCCCAGUGAUCGGAUAUACUGAACCCAUAGUAGCAGCAUUGCUACAAGUGGCAAAUUAGCAAGUGAAAUAGUGUCCCUGUGUACAAGUUACCCAGCCAGUUGGGUGACUUCUGCAGAUUGUUGCUACUUAAUCUGGAUGGGAUCCUUUGGAAUGUAGUUUUCAUUUAAAAUCCUCAUGGAGAGUACAUUUUAACAGCUAAAAGGGGAUGGGCUGCAUGACGGCAAGAGGAGAGGGACAAAAAUAAGAUCCUAAUAGGCCAUACUAAUGGCCUCUCCUUGAGCAGAAGCGAACACCCUUUCUGAUAGCUGCUGCUGGCUACACGGACUAUGUGUGAACCUUUCAAUGUGUGGGGAUUUUUUAUUUUCCUAUUCAAUAAGGAUGGGCCAAACUCAGAAAUAAAAUAUACAACCAGAACUUGAUUUCUAAUAAAAUGUCCUUUUUU